This is a messenger RNA of Prosopis cineraria, 6162 nucleotides long. Its product is annotated as disease resistance protein At4g27190-like. The record is from RefSeq and is a predicted model, not a curated record. Lineage: Eukaryota; Viridiplantae; Streptophyta; Magnoliopsida; Fabales; Fabaceae. The coding region runs from base 1009 to 5847 and encodes 1612 amino acids. The transcript has 5 exons. Gene Ontology annotation, molecular function: ADP binding.
GGCGGCGCGGAUCAUCUCAUCGGAGAGAACAACCGUGAGGUUUGGGCAAGAGGUUGUUUCCACUAGAGAAGAUGCGCUUCAGAUUCUUCUCAGGCUCAAGCGAACAUUGGAAUCAAAGUGGUACUCAUUUUUCAAAUCAAUGGGAUGGACAAUGUCAUUGUUUUCCUCAAACAAGGGCGCCGAUCCAAUCGACGAGUGCAGGGAUAGCAAACUCGUCAAUGGAGUUUCCCUGUUGCACUAUCAGGAGUUUCGUUCUCGAAGAACUUGUCCCAUCCCAAAAGUUCCAUUGUCUCGAGGAUUCGCUGCGAAUCGUCCAUCGACGGCGAUGGAAGAGGUUAGACUUUUGAAAUCCUUUAGCUUAAUGACAAUAUAUUAUGGGCAAUUCCUCUAUGGUUAAUUGAAAAUUAGAUUAUUUAGUGGUCAUUUUCACUAUGCAUUUUCUCUGCUUGAUCCUAGUACUGAUCGUAGCGGGUAUUCAAAAUUACAAUCAAAGAAGACAUGAAUAAGAUGUACAAAAGAGUGAUUGGGUUGUCUUUGGAUUAGGACACGAUACAUGCACCAUGUGGUUCCUUCUAGUACAACCGUUCCUUUGAUUAGUGAGAAGACUAAUGACUAGUACUGCCAAGUGCCAACUCUAAAUUUAUUGAAUAGUUUUUUCAAAUUAUAUGAAAUUUGGAACAUUUCAAUUUUAUUAUUUUUAUCUGUCAAUUGAAAAGGAAACUUCAUAUCUUGAUCUUUCCAUUGACUACCAAAAGACAGCGCAUUAUCAUUAAAUAUAAGCAACCUAGUUUUCUUGGUCGUAUUUGGAAAAGUAAAUUCAACGGUUUUGCAAAGUUCAAUUUUGCCCCCAAAAAACGAAGAGUUUUGUCGCUUCCAAUUAGAGGUAGGAUUAAGCCUCGUAAAAAUCCUAGUCAUUACAGUGGACGUCUGUUCAUCUCACUCCUGCAAAUCUGCCAGCCGGGAACCACCUAGUCACCCAGAAGUUAAUCAGGUUGCUAUCAAUAUUAAAUGGCAGAAGUGGGAUUAUCAAUAGCAGCAAAACUUGCUGAAUACUUGGUGAAUCCAACAUUACAGCAAUUGCAAUAUUUGUUUUGUGUCGGCAAAAUAAGCAGAAAUGCUGAGACCAGAAAGGAGGGUCUGAUUCUCAAGCAAGGGAGGGUGCAAGAACGUGUUGAAGAGGCCAUUAAUAAGACUGAGAGAAUUGAUAAUGAUGUUAAGAAGUGGAAGAAUGAGGUUAAGAUCCUUAUAGCAGAGGUUGAGAACUUAGAGGAAGAAUUGAGGGCCAACAAUUGCUGCUUUCAAAAGUGGUGUCCUAUGUGGAGGAGAUAUUGUCUCUGCAAAAAAUUGACAAAAACAACUCAAAGGAUGAUACAACUAGACGCAGAGAGUGAUAAGUUUAACCCAUUUUCCCAUCCUAUUGUCAUUCCUGUUAUAGAUCUUCACUCUUCUAAAAAUUUUAUACUCUUCGGGUCUACAAAACUGGCUUCUGAUCAGUUGUGGAAGGCAUUGCAAGAUGAUGGUGCCUUUAUAAUUGGGCUAUUUGGUAUGGGGGGCUCAGGCAAAACAAUGUUGGUGAAAGAACUGGGGAAAAAAGCCAAGGCUUUGAAGCUUUUUGAUCGAGUUGUUUUUACUACAGUUUCCCAAAGCACAGAUAUAAGGAAAAUUCAGGGUGAAAUUGCUGACUCGUUGGGACUCAAAUUGGAUGAAGAAUCUGAAAUGGGAAGGGCAAGAAGAAUUGCACUAAGAUUUCAAAGUUCAGGGGAACGUGUUUUGAUGAUAUUGGAUGAUGUAUGGGCUAAGCUAAAUCUUGAAGAUGUAGGGAAUCCACAUGGGGGAAGUCAUCAAAGUAGCUGUAAAGUUCUCAUAACCAUACGCCGCCAAGAAGUAUGCACUUUGAUGGAUUGUCAAAAGACAAUUCCAUUGCAUCUGUUGACAAAAAAUGAAGCUUGGAUUCUGUUCCAAACUCAUGCUAAUGUGGAUGAUAGUGCUAGAGAAGUGGCACAAGAAAUUGCUAAAGAAUGUAAAGGACUGCCCAUUGCAAUUGAAGCUGUGGGGCUUUGCUUGAAAGGAAAAGGACUUGAUGAGAUGAAUGCAGUGUUACAUAGGUUAAGGCAUUCAAAACCAAUAAAUAUGGAUGAGGGUGUAAGGGAUGCUUUUUCUUGUCUCAAACUAAGCUAUGAUUAUUUGAGAAUCCCUGAAGCAAAAUUGUUGUUCUUAGUGUGUGCUAUAUUUCCUGAAGAUCAUAAAAUUAUUAUCGAAGAUAUUUUGAGAUAUGGAGUAGGGUUGGGCUUGUGUAGACAUGCAGACUCUUUUGAAGUAGCUAGGAGCCAAGUUAGAGUGGCACUUAAUAUUCUCGUUGACUCUUCUUUGUUGACUUAUUCUCAAAAUGUUUGGAAGCAAGAAUGCUUGACAAUGCAUGACAUGGUUCGUGAUGUAGCUUUAUGGAUCGCAUCCAAAGAGGAUUGUACCAUUAUGGUAAAUUGUGCAAAAGAACUAGAUGAAUUGCUUGGGGAUGAAGCAGUUAAAGAUUGCUAUGCAGUAUCUUCAUGGCAUGAAGACAAAAAAUUAUGUCAAUUUCCUUCUCAAUUGGAUGCUCCAAAGCUUGAGAUUCUAUUGUUAAAUUCAACAAAGCCCUUGGAUCUAUCUCUUGCAUCAUUUGAAGGUUUAGAAGAACUCAAGGUUGUAGCUAUGAUUCAUGACGGGCCUCUCCCUCAGAAGGAACUGCAACCUCAAUCAAUGCAAUGGUUGUCUAAUCUUCAAACUUUGCGGUUGCAAAAAUGGGAUUUAGGUGACAUCUCUUUUGUGGUAAGAUUAAGGAAACUUGAAAUUCUUGACUUAUGUGGUAGUAAGUUCAAAAAACUGCCAAGUGGAAUUGAAAAUCUAAACCAAUUGAAAUUGCUAGAUUUGUCAAUGUGUGAAGCAGAGGAGUGUUGUUGUGAAGUAAUUGGAAGGUGUUCACAAAUAGAAGAAUUGUAUGCUUCUAGGAAUUUCCUGCACAUGGGAAACACAAAUUGUUAUGAAUGCCUUGUGGAUAUACCUGCUGUUCCAAAAUUGAGGAGGUAUAUAUUAGAAAUGGGGCAGUGCAAAUGUCCAAAAAUUUGGACUAAAGGCAGGAGAGUUUUAUACUUGGGACAACUAAAUAUCUUUAUCUCUAGUGCAUUAAUCAGGAGUUUGGGGCAAAAAGCAACUGCAAUUGAAUUUUAUGAUCUACAAGAAGGCUGCAAAAGUUUCAUCCCAGAUGUAGUUCAAGCCAUAGGGGGUAUGAAUGAAUUAACUAAACUCCACCUUAAUAGCUGUUCGGAGAUAGAAUGGCUUAUCAAUGAAACUACUACUCAUGAAGAUGUUGUUGUCCCCAGAUUGGCUGAGUUGGAGCUGGUUCAUAUGGAUAAUCUAAGACAGCUAUGUCAUGGCCCUUCUUAUCUUAACUUAUUCCAAAAUCUUGAAAGUCUAAACAUAGACAAUUGCCCUCAGUUGCUCAACAUGUUUCCUGCUGAUUGCAACUUAGGCAACCUUAAGAAGCUCCGGAUUUCAAACUGUCCAAUGUUAAUCCUCUUCCAUGUAUCUGUUGCCUGCACUCUGCUUUCACUAAGAGAACUCAGCAUACAUAGUUGCCUUCAGUUACACAACAUGUUUCCUGCUCAUUGCAGCUUAGACAACCUUAAGUUCCUCCAAAUUUUCAAUUGUCCAAUGUUGACAUCUCUCUUCCCUGUCUCUGUUGCUUGCUCUCUGUUAUCUCUGGAAGAGCUCAGAAUAGAAAAAUGCUGUAAAUUGAAGAGUGUGAUAGAUGGAGAAGGUGGCAAUAAUGAUUGGGAGAAUCCAAGAUUUCCAAAAUGGGAAAUUCUAUCUGUUACUGAUUGUUACCAAUUAGAAUCUGUAUGUCCAAUCUCUUGUGCUGAAGGGUUUGUGCAAUUGAAACAUCUAAUCAUAAAAGAUGCUCUACUGUUGAAAGUUAUAUUUGGUGAAGAACAGUCAAUAUAUGAUCAAAAUGGGACCCAGGGAAUGCUUCCUCUUUUGGAAAAUCUCAUGCUGAAAGACCUCCCAAAUCUUCUCAGAAUUUGCUCAAAAGGCUAUCAUCCAAUGUGGCCGUCUAUAAAAAAAGUAGACUGGAUAAACUGUCCGAGAUUGAAUAUUCCACGUGAUUCUCUCAUUAUUGGUUCAGAACUAAGGCAGCCACAACCAAAUAGAGAAUUGCAUGCCCUUGGUGGCCAUCAAUUGAGAAAUGAAGAGCCCGAGCCAUUAGCAGCUGUUUCAAAUAUAGAGAGCAUUAACCUUUGGAAUUGCAGGGUAGUAUCCCUAUUCUACUGUCACAGUGGGGUUGAAGUUCCAAAGACUACAACAUCCAAUGGUCUCAAUCUCAUCCAACAAAUUCCGAUAUUCCAAUGCCUUAAAAAAUUAUCUGUGAAUAACUGUGAAAAAUUGAAAUCUCUUUUCUCUGCUAGUACCUAUCAAAGCCUUCCAGAGUUAACUUUUGUAACCAUAUCAAACUGUUGGGAAUUGGAGGAAAUCUUUGUAGAAAAUGAACAAAUUCAGAAGAAAUUAUCCAAAGCCCACUCUUGUUUACCAAAAUUGCAGAGUUUAAGCAUCAGCAGGUGCAACAAGCUAAGAAUAAUUUUCUCUGCUGUUAUCUGUCAAAGCCUUCCAGAGCUGACUUUUGUGACCAUAUCUGACUGUGUGGAGUUGGAGGAAAUUUUUGGAGAAAAUGAACAAAUUCAGAAGAAGCUAUCCAAAGCCCACCCUUGUUUGCCAAAAUUGCAGAGUUUAAGCAUCAGCAAAUGCUACAAGCUAAGAAGAAUAUUCUCUGCUGGUAUCUGUCAAAGCCUUCCAGAAUUAACUCAUGUAUACAUAUGGCAGUGUAAGGCAUUGGAAGAAAUUUUCACAAGGAAUGAAGAAACUCAGAAGAAUCUAUCCAUAGUCCAAGCUUUUCUCCCAAAGCUGCAGACGUUGGAAAUCUGCAACUGCAAUAAGCUGAAAAUCAUAUUCUCCGUCAUGACCAGAUGCUCAAAUAUUGAAGAUCAUGACAUCGACAGUGAAAAGGAGAUUAUGUUCCCAAACUUGAAACAUAUAGCACUUUACAAGUUACCAAGACUUGUUAAUGUCUGCCAAGGAUUUAAAUUGCACAUAGUGGAGUUUUGCAAAGUGCUGGUUCAUGAAUGCCCAAAAUUUGUGCCAUUUGUCGGUGCAAGUAUUGCAUGGAAUCAUGAAGGACUUGUUAGGACGUUUGUCUUGAAAUGCAGCCAAUUAAGCAAUAAUACAACUCUCUCAAUACCAGUUUCUAUUUUUAACUCCGAAGAACUUGAUAUUGAAAGUUCUAGAGUUCUAGACUUUUGUAAAGUAAUUGGUGGUGGUGAUGAUUAUAAUGAACCACGUGAAGGCAGAGAGAUGUUGAGGUAUGAACAUCAAAUGCUAAAAGGUCUUGUUCCAACCCAAGUUUUGAGCUUCCAAUGUCUUCAUUCUUUAAUGGUGAUUGGAUGUCAAAAGUUGAAGUUCUUAUUCUCAACAAGCACCAUUCUUCACAACAGCCUUCCCAAAUUAACUUUCCUAACUUUAUCUGGUUGUGAUGAUUUGGAGGAACUAAUUGGGGACAACGAUGAACCUCAGAACAUGUCUAAUGUUCAGCUUUGCUUCCCAAAACUAAGAGAGUUAGAGGUUAAGAGGUGCAGCAAGCUCAAAAGACUCUUUCCUUCAAUUGAGAUUGCACUUCCAAAGCUGAGAAUACUUGUACUUGAAGGUCUACCCGCCAUCAUUGACAUUUGUGGAAGUUUUCCCUUUCAGUUGCAGACUCAGUCUUUAUUGUUCUUCAAAGUUAGGAUUGUCCCAUUUUCUCCAAAACCACACAUGCUGCUCUGAACAACCUUUUGCUUGAAGGAAACCCAGAUGAAUACCAAGAAGGUGAAGAGACACAUGAUCAUGAUGGUUUUCGUUUUUCUUAUUACGAUGUUGAUGAAUACCAUUUUCUGAUGGAACAGUGGCCAUAGUGGGCACAAAUAUAUGCAGGUUCUGAAAGGUAUUGGUCUCCACUCUCUCUUAGCCUUAAAGAUUGUAUUUACUCUCUAGUUCCAAGCAAUUUGAUUUAAUACACACACACACAUUAUUUGAAUGAUUUUGAAUUUAAUACUUAUUUCGGUUCAUUGAUUGUAUAAACUAAUAUUGCUCUAUGGGGUU